Messenger RNA from Elephantulus edwardii (Cape elephant shrew), 1086 nucleotides. RefSeq names its product family with sequence similarity 211, member A (gene LRRC75A). The record is from RefSeq and is a predicted model, not a curated record. Lineage: Eukaryota; Metazoa; Chordata; Mammalia; Macroscelidea; Macroscelididae.
AUGGGCACUCGGCAGACCAAAGGCAGCCUGGCGGAAAGAGCCAGCCCCAGCGCGGCUCCCGGUCCCCGCCGCGAACGGCCCGACUUCUGGGCGUCGUUGCUGCUGCGAGCCGGUGACAAGGCGGGGCGUGCGGGCGCGGGACUGCCCCCCUACCACCGGCGCGUCAGCAUGGUCCAAGAGCUGCUGCGGAUGAUACGCCAGGGCCGGCGGGAGGAGGCGGGGACGCUGCUGCAGCACCUGCGCCAGGACUUAGGCAUGGAGUCGACCUCGCUGGACGAUGUGCUGUAUCGCUAUGCCAGCUUCCGGAACCUAGUGGACCCUAUCACACACGACCUCAUUAUCAGCCUGGCGCGCUACAUUCAUUGCCCCAAGCCGGAAGGCGAAGCCCUGGGUGCCACGGAGAAGCUGUGCCGGCAGCUGACCUAUCAUCUCAGCCCACACUCACAGUGGAGGCGCCAUCGUGGACUGAGCAAGAGGAAGCCGCAGGCCUGCCUCAAGGCUGUCCUGGGUGGGAGCCCUCCAGACAACACAGUGGACCUCUCUGGCAUCCCCCUCACUUUCCGUGACCUGGAGAGGGUGACCAGCUACCUGCACCGCUGUGGAGAGGAGGUAGACAUUGUGGAGCUGGGCUUUACAGGGCUCACAGAUGACAUGGUGUUGCAGCUGCUGCCAGCACUCAGCACACUGCCCCGCCUCACCACCCUGGCACUCAAUGGCAACUGGCUGACUCGAGCUGUGCUGCGUGACCUCACUGAUGCCCUCAAGGACCCCACCAAGUUCCCCAAUGUCACGUGGAUAGAUCUGGGCAACAACGUGGACAUAUUCUCACUGCCUCAGCCAUUCUUGCUCAGCCUGCGCAAGCGAGCCCCUAAACAAGGCCAUCUCCCCACCAUCCUUGAACUGGGCGAGGGAGCCAACAGUGGAGAGACCCGGGAUGAGACACAAGUGGAUCCUAAAGGGGGCCCUCCAGCUCCCAGUGAUGACCAGGCUUUCCUCCUCGCCAUGGCCCUCACGGAGAACGGCGUCGCGGCUGUUUGGGGAGCCCACAACGUGGCAACCGCGCUGCUUAACGAAGAAACCCUAUGA